This is a messenger RNA of Chaetomium fimeti, 2008 nucleotides long. RefSeq names its product beta-lactamase/transpeptidase-like protein. The record is from RefSeq and is a predicted model, not a curated record. Lineage: Eukaryota; Fungi; Ascomycota; Sordariomycetes; Sordariales; Chaetomiaceae. The transcript has 3 exons. Bases 163 to 1875 code for a protein of 570 amino acids.
CGGUUAAACCACCGUCCCUAGUCAAAUCCCGGGGAGAUUUCUAUGUACACUAGGUAGGUCGGUAAAGUAUAAAAGUAGCCGAAGGGUCCGAACGUCGCCUUCAAGUUUGUACUCACCAUCCUCCUCCCUCUAUGAUCUAUCCGUAAAGGAUUCCCCUUCACCAUGAGGCCUACGAUCUCCCAAAUUGUCCUCGCCUUCGGGUUUGCGGGCACCGUUUGCCAGGCUCAAAACUGCCCCCUUCUCGGACCUGCGUACCCUUCGCCGACUGAUGUAGCCGCCCCAGCGUUUGUUGCCGCAAAGGCAAAGUUUGACGAAGCCAUCGCGGCGCAUCCCGACAUAGACAAGGACAAUGUGUUCUUUGCCAUCGAGGUCUAUUCUUCGCUGUCGAAAGAGAAGGGCAGCAUUCAUCGCCACUUCAACCACGCCCCGGGGCAGAAUCUGUCCAUCACUGUCGGUCCCGACACGGUCUUCCCGGUCCACAGCAUUUCCAAGGCUAUAACCGUGUACACGGUGAUCUCGAAGUUGGGGUUUGAUUACUGGCACGAACCUGUGACGAAAUUCAUCCCCGAGCUUGCGAACCAGAAGUCCCAUGAUCCCAUCCGGGACGUGGAUUGGUCUGAGGUCACGAUUGGAUCCCUGGCGAGCCAGAUCAGUGGGAUUUCCAGGGACUAUGCUUGGACUGACGUCUCUGCCACCAUGACCGAGGUGCCUGGUCUUCGCACACUGGAUGAGUCUGAAAUUAUCAAGUGUAACUUCCCCCCGUACCCGCCCUGCACUAGGGAACAGGCCAUGGCCAAUGUGCUACGGACCUAUCCCCUCGCCAAAUCCUACCGCACACCAAACUACUCCAACAUGGCGUUCCAGCUCCUCGCCUACGCUGUCGAGAACAUCACAGGAACGGCGUUCCCGGAUUUGAUAGUUGAGCAACUCGUUGAGCCCCUGGGACUGGACCGUUUCUUUGUCAAGUACCCGGGCGACAUCGAAGACGCCGUCAAGGAAUACGUCGGCUGGAACCUCGAUUUUGGCGACUUGGCCCCCAUGGGUGGAUACUACUCCUCCCUCACCGAGCUCACAGCCAUCGGCCGCUCCAUCCUCAACUCCACCCUGAUCCCGGAAUUCACCACCCGUAGGUGGCUCCGGCCCGUCACGCACGCCUCCACCCCCUACUUCUCCAUGGGCAGCCCGUGGGAGAUCAUGCGGCAGCGGGUCCCGGUCAGCACCACGCCCGAGACGACGCGGAACCGCAUCGCCGACGUCUACACCAAGCAGGGCGGCGGCGGCGAGUACACCAGCCUGCUGGGCAUGUCGCCCGACCACGAGAUCGGCAUUUCCAUCUGCACGGCGGGCCUCGUGACGAGCCCGUCCUUCCUGGCCAUUCGCCAGCUCUUCAUGGACAUCUGGCUCCCCGCCGCGGAGCAGGCCGCGCGCGACCAGGCGCUGGCCAACCUGGUGGGCACCUACACGCUCGGGGACCCCGAGGACCCGUCGACCUUCUCGACGGCCGAGAUCGCGCUGCUGCCGGACGAGCCGGCCAUCGCGCUCAUGUCGCUGGUCAGCAACGGCACCGACGUCAUGGCGCUGCUGCGCGAGAACACGCACCAGCUAGACGGGUUUGAGGGGGACAUGCGCAUGUGGUACUACCCCGUCGGCCUGGAGUCGGGCGAGGGCGACAGCAAGAAGAUGGCGUUCCGCGGUGUGGCCGGGCUGGAGGGCAAGCUGCCCAUCGAGGACUGCGGGUCGUGGGCCGAGGGCGAUCGCAUUCGCUUUGGCAACUAUCCCACGGAUAUGCUCAUCUUUGAGCUGGGCAAGGACGGCAAGGCCAAGGGCUUCGAGAUUCCUGCUUUGGGGCACACUUUGUUGCGGAAUAAGGAGUGAGGGGGGUGAUGCUCUGGGUUUGUGUGUAAGGGCCUGGAGGGGGAAUAAUAUGGGGACGGACUGCGGUUUUGGUUCUCUUCAAAGAACAACGUCUCCUCUUCGAGGGAUGUUUUUUCUUCGCUUGGACUCUUCC